GACAGCAGCGGCUGUGACGUCAUUGCGCGCGGUGGCAGAUUUGAAAUUUCCCGGGCGCAGGCGCUUUCGGAUCAGUAAGGCGGUUUCGAGGAGGGAAGUAGGGCGCGAACAGCAAGGCGCGAUUCGGCCUCCCGCUACCGCUACGAUGAAGCGUACCGUGCCGCGGAACACCUUGAGGGGGCUGUUGAAAAGGCAUAAGCCCCAUUUUCGCAUGAGCGCAACCACCGACUUACUGGUACAUUUGAAUGUCCUACUAUUUCUCCAUCGACUAGCUGAAGAAACCAGGACCAAGGCUAUUGCAGAAAAGAGCAAAACCAUUAAAUACGAGCACGUUCUCUCUUCAGCAAAGAUUAUUUUAAAGAAGAGCCGAGGCUAAAGUCAAGAAGUAUCCCUUCAUCACCUGGUUGAUUUUUGUGUAAUUAGUGACUUAUGUGAGCUGAGAUUAAAAUGUCUGAAUGCUUUAUUUUCAUACUUGAUAAUUUACAGGAGUAGAUCCUAUUGUUCUGUGCAGGAGUUCACUACAUAAUUUUUAAUUAAGGUAAUUUAUGUAAUGCUGAUGUAUGUAAUUAAUACAACAGAUUGAAAUGCAAGUUUUAACAUUCUAAAGUGUAGACUUUUUUAUAAUGCUUAUGUAAAAUGCCGUCUAUGAGUAUGGUAAAUGUUGAUUGGAAGUCAUCAUGAAUCUCCCACACCAAGUUUCUUCUAUAAAACUAAAGCAUUUCUCUCUCAGAAUAUUUAUCAGCAGGGUGUGCUGUAAACGUGCAUAUUUUCAGUUGUUUAUAACCCUUUAUAAUUUUUGAGAUAUUUUAAGUAACAUCACAAAUAAAACAUUACAGUUAAGCAAAUGCUUGAUUUAGGGGGUUCAUAACGGGAAACAGAACAUUUACAAAACAGUUUGAAUAUGAAAACAAAUGUUUCAGAAUAGUUUAUAGCAAUAAAGCUGUUUUGACCGCUUUCUUCACUUUUUAAUUUCUCCACUUACUAAUCUCAGUGUAGCGGAGUAAAAAGAGAUGUUUUAGACAUAGUAAAUCUUGCUUGGGCCAGUUGUAGCAGCAGUUUCUGGGAAAGAGCAGACACUGGUACAUUCCUCCUAUUCCUUUACUAAAACAGUUGCUGGUGUUUGAGAUGGCAUAAAGAAAUGGAAAACCCUGAAGUGUUUCCCCCCCAUUCUGUUGUCAUUUCUGGAAGAAGUGGCAGGUCUGUCAUCUUCCUUCUCCUUUUAUUCAGGAAAGAUAGGAAAAGUGUAACUGGAAGCUUUGGGCCCUGUACCCACCUCUUUCCACAACUAAUGGUACCCAAGAAUACCCACCGCAGUCUUCCACCUUCACUGUCAUAAUUCUUAUUUGGAAUGCAGUGUUAAGCUACUAAGUACACAUCUUGAAAGGGAGAAAAAAAAUUACAAACAAAAAAACCUUACUGCCAGUUUGUUUGUUUUUUGCAAAAUGAAAGCCAUUCACUUUCAAAACUUGUGAAUUGAUUCAUGUAUGCUCGUUACAGACAUGAAUUAGUACGUGGUUAAGUCCCUCUUAAUUUAACUGGGAUUAUAUUAAAGCAUUUUUGCAUCACAUUGCUGUGGUAAAAUGAAAGUUUUAAAAUUAUUCAGUUCUGUGAUAAAUGUUUCUAUUUGAGUGAAGUAAAUUGUGACAUAGACAAUGUGCUAUUUGGAAAUUCCUUGUCUCAAUGAGUGUUCCUUUUGUAACCAUAAGAUGGGGAUAGAGUUAAGUGUCCCAUAUAUUUUUCUUCAUGUGUAGCUUCUAUUUUAUUAAAUCUGUUGCUUUUCUAGAA
Molecule: messenger RNA, 1785 nt
Organism: Rhineura floridana
Lineage: Eukaryota; Metazoa; Chordata; Lepidosauria; Squamata; Rhineuridae
Gene: CENPW
Product: centromere protein W
Exons: 3
Coding region: 146-376 (76 amino acids)
Biological process (GO): kinetochore assembly; chromosome segregation; mitotic cell cycle
Cellular component (GO): kinetochore; nucleoplasm
Molecular function (GO): DNA binding; protein heterodimerization activity
Source: RefSeq, a predicted model, not a curated record